CUCUAUCACACAUUUACCCGGGAGUAGAGCAUCUGAACUAUUGCUGUGCUUGGAUCUCAGAGUGACAACAUCACAUUGACAGUCUCUGGAAAGCAAUAGCCUGAUGAAAUAUUAUUCUUUAUAGAAAAAGUGUUCACUAUUGAAUAGAAUAACAUAACAAUAAUUUUAGCAAUAACAAUAAACUUAAUUUUUUCUCAGAUGACAAUAUUAGCUGAAUGUUGAAAGACAACUGAAGCCUAGUUUUAAGAUUGAAUUGUUUGGAGACCAAUAUUUGGAUUUCAUAAAGACGCAAAAUGGAGAGGAUUACAAGUGCGCAACCUCCUCCUUGUAUGGCAAAACACCAGUCGCAGGAGAUGGCAGACAUGCAAGGAAAGGAUUUCCAAAAGUACGUGUCCAAACACCGAAAGGGAAUGAAGCGCGUGGAAGACAGUAAGGAGACAUACAAGUUACCCCACCGAUUGAUUGAGAAGAAAAGACGUGACAGAAUCAAUGAAUGCAUUGCCCAACUGAAGGAUUUAUUGCCAGAACAUCUCAAACUCACAACUCUAGGCCAUUUGGAGAAAGCUGUGGUGUUGGAACUCACCCUGAAGCAUGUGAAAGCCCUGAGCAAUCUCCUGGAACAGCAGCAGCAGAAAAUCAUUGCAUUGCAAAUCAGUGAUCAGAGCAGUGUUAGCUCAGAGAACAGUGAGGAGAUGUUCCGCUCUGGCUUCCAUGUCUGUGCUAAGGAGGUCCUCCAGUACCUGGCUAACCAGGGGAGCAGCAGAGACCACCUGACCCCCUCUGAAAUGAUCAGCCACCUCCACAAAGUAGCAUCAGAGGUGCUCCAGGGUCCAUUCAGCCCCCGGUCCAAAGAGCCCACCCACAAACCCAUCGAUAGCAUGGAGAAACCUGCUGGUCAGAUGCCUAAGGGCAAGGAGGGUCACCCCAAGAACUUUGUGUCUGUCAUUCAAAGGACAUACCCCCACGGACAUGGAGAGCAGAGUGGCAAUGACACAGACACUGACAGCGGCUAUGGAGGGGAACACGAGAAACGGGACCUCAAAGCCCAACGCUCAAGCUACUACGGCAAGGAGGGGGAGCUCAAAUAUGCUCUGGCUGAGAGGAUGGCAGGAGGUGGCGUCAAGCAGGAGGGUGCCGAGCCCCAGGCCAAGAGGUUAAAAGCCGACUAUUCAGAGGACGAGUCUUCCUCUGGGCAGGUGGUUAGCAGCCAUCACAGCUACAUGAGCUUCUCCCAACACCAGACCCCUCUCUGCGUGCCCUUCUACCUCAUCCCCCAAGCAGCUGCAUCAUGGCCCAUGAUGGAGAAGUGCUGGUUCCCAGGGGGCAUGCCCUUUUUGUACCCGGGCAUGAGUGUCUCAGCAGCCAGCUUGUCUCCAGAGAAAAUACCUCAAAACGUAGUAAUGUCUCCCAGGGCAGGUUCCCCGACACUCUACCAAGCACCAAUGGACUCACCAGCCCUCCUUCAAGCUUUAAAACAAGCCCCUCCAUGAACUUGGAAUCCAAAGACUGAUACACUUUUGUGUUUGCACCCUGCUCUAUGAAUGUUUGGGGUUGAACGGAUCGCCUGCUGGAAGGCAUCCAGGUUAGCAAGGACAAACACGAGAGCACCAGUUUGUCUCACUCAGCAACAGCAGCCCACACUCACCCUUUGAGAGCAAACAACAACUGUCACACACAAACCCAGUGGCCACAACCCUCCAAACCAGCCCACAGAGCAACCUUGGAGCCAGUCAGCACUGAAGCUCUGACCCUAUGGAGGCUCACAGAUGACCUGUUGCAAAGCUCUGAGUCACUGUGAAGAGCUGGUCUACACAAGGACAUGACAAAAGUGGUUAAGAGAGGAACUUACUGUGGGGAUGGCUUCCCUGCACUUGUGUUGAAUGUCAGAGUUAAACCCUGACUGUGAUGAGCAGACAGCACAGCCCCCAGCCAUUCAGACCUGCCCUUUGCACACACACCGGUCUGUAAUGAAUGUAAGAAUUUAACAAAACCCCUGUAGAUGCUGCUUGAGAUUCUAUGUAUUUUAGAUGUGCGACCGGAGGAUCCACAUUUUCUGCACCUAACUGCUGAAACUGCAACGGACCCGCCUUUAGGCCAGAACGCUACCAAAUACGUCUCUGGUUUAUGUUGACCAGGGUUGUCACAAAAUCCAUUGCUCCCUCUUCACCCACCAAGUGUACCCUACCCUGCAGCUAAAUGGUUCUCCACUGGAUUUUAUUCUUUAGAAAAGGUCAGGAUGGUGUCACCGGACCUGAUAUGUGUCACUCAUGUAAAUAGAGGAGUGAUGCAUUCAGUUAUGCAUUUUAGUUUUGAGUUUGUAAGUCACUACCAUUCGUGCAAGUAGUUCUUGUGAGGUAAUGUCUUGUAAUUAUUUUGUUUAUACUACUUGUACAUCUCUAUUUUUGAUACAUGACCUACAGAGUGUUUUUGCAUUGUAACUAGAGGGAGGGAAUUUAGAUGUCCAUGUUGCUGUUUGCCAAGAGAAUGUGUAUAUAGCAUUGUGCUAGACCUGAUUUGCAUCAUGCUCAUUAUUCCUUUCGGGUCUGGUCAAUUUCUGGCCUGAUCUUAGUUCAUGCAUGAUUUUGCUUAAAGCAGACAAAUUAUGGCAGAUGCCUAAAUGUAUUUGUAUCAAUUAUUGAGGCUGUGGCAAAGAGAGGAGAGUGAAUGUAAUGCUACAGCAAAAUGUUAGUUUUGUAUAGGAUGAGGUACUUCGGAUUUUCAUUUUGGGACAUAACAGAAGGUUGGUUGUUGUACAUAUUUUGUCUAUAAAGUAUUGUUUACAUAAAGUUUUUUUCUGUGGAAA
This is a messenger RNA of Salmo salar (Atlantic salmon), 2803 nucleotides long. Its product is annotated as class E basic helix-loop-helix protein 40. Gene Ontology annotation, biological process: regulation of DNA-templated transcription. The record is from RefSeq and is a predicted model, not a curated record. NCBI's taxonomy places the organism in Eukaryota, Metazoa, Chordata, Actinopteri, Salmoniformes, Salmonidae. Gene Ontology annotation, molecular function: DNA binding; protein dimerization activity.